UUCCGAAGCAUUCUGAACGCAACAAUGUAAGUCACGUGACUAACAUCAGCUGAUCAGCAGUACUGAUGGCGGAACUAACUGAAAACAUGGUGGUUUUACUGAGUGCAUUAGCUAACAAGGACUGCCGAAAACUGUGCCACAGGGUGGUGGAUAGUCUGUGUGGGCAGGAGCCUCCUCACAGGGGGGAUUACAGCGCCACCUGGAGCCUGCAGGAGUGGCUGCAGCUGCUGGACUCGCUGACAGCUCUGUUCCGUUUGGCAGUGGUCAACAACAUCUCUGAUGAAGUGGUUCUCUCUCAGUUGUCAGAUGUGAGCAGCAGCCAAGCUGAGGUUGUGUUGAGUGUGCUCAGAGCAAGAGAAGAGGAGAUCCGCUGCGCUCUGCUGGACAGAACCAACUCCAUCUCCUCUGCUACUCUGCAGGAUUUCGAUUGGCAACUUAAGUUAGCUCUGUCCAGUGAUAAGAUAUCAUCUCUCCACACGCCUCUGCUCAGUCUCAGUCUAGAUGUGCGAGAAAAUGGAGCCCUCCGGCCUGUCACUUUGGAGAUGAACAGAGAUGAGCUAGGCAUGCUCAUCAGUUCAUUAGAGUCUGCUAAUAAGGUAGUGUUGCAGCUGAAAUGAUGGAAAAAUUGUGGAUUACUAAUCUCAUUGAAGACCACAGAGCAUCCAGAGGAACAAUAAUAUGUUCCUCAAGUUUAUGAAAGAGGAGCUCCCAUAUUUUGGACAGGGUCCAGUAGGAUCCAGCCAUAAUGAUGUGAUGAAUGUUCCGUCAUGUACUGGAGCAGUUGGAUACCAACACUUUGUUUUUGUUUUGUUUUGGGGGUUUUUGCACCAUGUUCAAUAAAUGUUUAUUUUGCAUUUUGCACUGUUGAA
This is a messenger RNA of Oreochromis niloticus (Nile tilapia), 869 nucleotides long. RefSeq names its product COMM domain containing 8 (gene commd8). The coding region runs from base 66 to 617 and encodes 183 amino acids. The record is from RefSeq and is a predicted model, not a curated record. The transcript is spliced from 5 exons. NCBI's taxonomy places the organism in Eukaryota, Metazoa, Chordata, Actinopteri, Cichliformes, Cichlidae.